AAUAAACACAAAAUUAAUGAGAGAUUAUUUUGAAGUUUGCAGUAAUAACGGUGCAUCUAUUAUUUCUCUGAAGUGUUUGUUUACAUUGUGAAAUUAAGUUUGACACAUUAAAUUAAGUUACAUAGUACAGAAAUGGAAAAAGCACAGGCAUUUACAUUAGAAAAUUUCAUUAGUAAUUGGAAUGGCGAUUUUCCGAAUUAUCCUCUUACGCCUGCGGAUCUUAAAAUUCCUCAAGCUGUGAUGGGAGCUCUGUUUCAAAUAUUCGACAGGCUUGGAAUCGAUCGCGACGCUGUACUUGCGCCACCCCCUGAAGAAAACUGUAACGAGCACACAAUAUAUUACUGGGACCUCUUACCGGUGAUCAACAUGACGCGUGUAAUCAAUCAUCUUGUAUCUGUUAUGCCUCAAGUUUCUACAAUUAGCAUAUCGCAUUUCCUGCAACCAACAGCAAUAACGUCGCAUUCAAUACUUCUGUUGCUUUUCAAUUUGAUGCUUUUUAAUGAAGGGAGAUUAAGAGAUAUUGCUCCAUUCGAGGAAGAAUUAUUUGCCAAGACAGAUGAGGUGAAAGCUUUAGAAAGUCGCAAAAACAAACUAUUAGAAAUGUUAAAUCAACAAGCUGAAGAGAAAGGGAAAAGAGCAGAGAGAUUAGAAAAUUUGGAUCAGGAUAUUAAAAUGUUUGAAGAGGAAUUAAAACAAGAAAAAGAAUACUAUGAGGAAGAGAAAUUAGAGUUAGAUGCUAUCAUCAAAGAGAAUAAACAAGUUGAGAUGCUUCAAGACCAAAAGAAAUCACAAAGGGACAGUUUGAUAGCUGAGCUGGAGCGGAAACGGGCACUCAGGGUCUAUGAUGCUGACGACAUUAAAGCACAGGCUACAAAGGCAGCUAAAGAUGUCCAAGAGUCUGAGGAGAAACUCAAAUCUUUGAGGGAAACCCUGAUGCAAAAGGAAAAUAAUUUGAAGAAUUUGCAGACAACCAAGCCCAAUCUGGAUACAGCUAAUAAUCUUUUGCAUGAAAUUAUAAAACUUUCUGAUGAAUUGAAGGAGUUGGAAUCAGGUGAUUUAGACAGUGAAAGUAAAGAAGGUGAAUUGGAUGUACUCAAAACUGAGUUAAGUGAGUUGAACGCUCAGCUUAGUGAUCUGCAAGCAGCUAGAGAGGAUGCUAUGAUGAAGAGACAAGAGUCUCAGGCGAAACGACAAGAGGAAAAAACUUUGGCCCUCAGCGCCUUGCGUGAAGCAGAAGAAAGAGACAAGAAAUGUCGUGAACGAAACAAGUCUGCUCUCCAACGCACCGAAGAGAUUAAGGAGCUCACUAUCAAGUAUGAAGCAGAAAAAGCCAAGUGUCUGGAAGAACUAGCUUCCGUUAAAAACAGUUUUUGCAAUGAGUUGAAAUCCAUCGAAGAUAUGCUGAUGAAGAAGGUGACUGAAGCUGAGAAGAGAGUGUGUGAUAAAUUGAGAAACAGGCGUUUGUAG
Messenger RNA from Bombyx mandarina (wild silkworm), 1467 nucleotides. RefSeq lists its product as uncharacterized. Lineage: Eukaryota; Metazoa; Arthropoda; Insecta; Lepidoptera; Bombycidae. The record is from RefSeq and is a predicted model, not a curated record.